ACAAACCCCUAUAUAUAUAUACAUAUUUCCUUCUCUCCUCCCUCCUCUUUCAUAUAGCCGCACACUAAACUUUUCUCUUCCACUCUAGUAGAAAGUAAAUAAUCUGAGUGUGCGAAAAAUACAUUGUGAUAAAAAAUGGAUCGGAAAAAUGCUCUUUGGAUUGGUUUUCUUUGCCUUAUAGUCGCCGGAGUUGGUGGUCAAGCUCCUGCCACGUCACCUACUACUAGUCCUGCACCACCAACACCCACUACCCCUGCACCUACUGGUUCUCCACCUCCGGCAGCUUCAUCUCCGCCGCCGGCAGCAAGUUCACCUCCACCAGCUGUGUCUUCUCCACCACCGUCUGUAGCAUCUCCACCGGCUACUUCACCACCACCAGUAGCUGCUUCUACUCCUCCGCCUGUUAGCGCUCCGCCACCAGCUACUCCUCCACCAGUGAGCACUCCGCCACCAGCUACUCCACCACCAGUGAGCGCUCCGCCACCGGCUACUCCGCCACCAGCUGCAGCACCUUCACCGGUAGCAACUCCACCAGCUGCAACUCCGGCUCCUGCUCCAAAGGCGGUAGCUACAUCUCCGGCACCGUCACCGGUGGGAUUGUUGAGUCCUCCAUCACCACCUAUGGGUGCUCCAUCACCAAGUACUACUUCAGAUUUAUCUCCUGCUGCAUCAGCCCCUGAUCAGAGUGGAAUGGAGAGCAUGAGAUAUUCAAAGGUGAUCAUGGGAAGCUUGGUCUUUGGAUGGGGUCUCCUCUACUUGCUGAUUUAGAAAUCUCUCUCUGAUGCCAUUUGCUUUUGCCACUCACUAUAUAUUAUUAUGAAAUGCCAUCACUUUAGCUAUUAGUAGGAUGAUGAUGGCCUUAUUUUUCUCACUACAUGUACUUGGAUUAUACAUUCACUUGGAUUCUUUUUUGGAGGUUUUCUUGUUGAUCAGAGGGAGCUUAUUUUUGUAUUUUGGUACUAUUAGUAUGCUCAUCUAUUCUUGCUUUCUUCUUA
Messenger RNA from Capsicum annuum, 995 nucleotides. Its product is annotated as classical arabinogalactan protein 9. The record is from RefSeq and is a predicted model, not a curated record. NCBI's taxonomy places the organism in Eukaryota, Viridiplantae, Streptophyta, Magnoliopsida, Solanales, Solanaceae. The transcript is spliced from 2 exons. Gene Ontology annotation, cellular component: plasma membrane. Bases 136 to 768 code for a protein of 210 amino acids.